AUGACUUCUGACACCCUUAUGACUUCUCUACCACUAAAUGGCCUUUUACAGUUUGGGGUAAAUUUGGAGAUCGCUGCUAAAAAUUCGUCCGUGAGGAAACGGGUGAAUAGGGAGUCUUCGAAAAGAAUCGACGGUGCUUGUGAAAAUUACGGGACAGAGAUGGUUCCCAAAAUUGCAGUCGUUCCAAACGACUUAAGGGACUUGGAUGAUGAUGAAACUGGAGAGAAACAGCUGUCAAAAACAUGGACCGAGGAAGAAAACGAAUAUCUAUUAAGCGACCGCGAAAAUAUAGAUGAAAUCAAUUAUGGCGGUCAUCAUGAAACGACAAAGAACGGUUCACAAUUACAUGUGGCGAACGGUGAUUUAACGUAUGACGAAAGCUCGGAUCAGUUUGUCCCAUUAUUAAAAGAGCACAGACAUGAUGAAUUUGACACUGAAAUUUCAGGACUGGGUGAUAGUUCUUUAAAAGAAGGAUCUUUUACUAUCGGACUUCAAGUUUUCUUUCCUUUUCUAAUCGCCGGAUUCGGGACCGUGUCAGCCGGUAUACUCCUUGAUGUUGUCCAGGUGAGCAGGAGACAAGGGAAUGUUUAGAUCCAGUUCCAACGUCAAACUUUUCACGUACCGAACCUAAUUCUUUCAAUUAAGUACAUGAAGAGAUCAACUUUUGAAUCAGUUGACUCCAUCAAGUCUAAUUUGGGUCAACCCGUUAAUUAAGAUCAAGUUUCCCACGUGGGAAUUUCAACUGUGGAGCGACUUUGUUUCAAACAUCGAACUUCUCAUGUUCCAAACCUAAUGCAUAAAUUACUAAAAUUUAUUUUCUCUUGUACUUGUAAGAGUUUUAGACCAUUGAACAUCGCGAAAAUGAAGUGAGUCUGACUAAUCGAGUUCGAUGUAUGAAUCAGCUGUCCACUUUGUAUCGUAUGGGUCGACCCAAAUAGGUAUUUAGUUCAGUACAUGAAAAGAUCGACGUUUGAACAGGACCUAAGUUGUCAUGAAUCAAGGAAACUGAUAAUGUGUUGUCUUGUACUCAUCAAAUUCUUAUAAAUUACAUCAUGUGUAUAAAAGUAUGAUUAUGGGAGACCAGUUCCCGGUAACUUACUUAAGAUUAACUGCAGAUUUUUUGGGGGACCAUGAAUUAGCAUGGUAUCCAAGGAUGAAUCUAAGUUAAAGCAAAGCAGGCUUUUUUAUUUGUCAAGCAGUCUGCUUUGCUCAACUGCACCUUCAAAAUUACCCCAUGUCUUUGUUAUCUGGAAGAAAUUGAGCCCGUGACGUGGUAGCCUGAGCUGAACCUGCUCUUAGUGACAUCCCUAAGUAUUACAGAUUUCUGCACUGUAGCAGAGAUGCCAACCUCUGGAAAUCUAAAAUUUGGAGACUCUCUUUUCUGCAUUUCCCACUCCAGGAGACCGGGAGAUUAUUGUGUCAUAUCCAGGAGACUCCCAGGUAAUCUGGGAGAGUUGGGAUGUAUGCUGUAGGUGGUUUAGGAAACAAAGCUGUAGCAUGGAAAAUUCCUAGUGAACACUGGAAACCAUCUGGGGAGGGGGGAUAUGAUAGUCUAUUACUGGCCAAAAUGUAAUGUUUGUUGGUUGCAUUUUUCAGCACUGGCAAGUUUAUAAAGACAUAUCAGAAAUUUUUAUUUUGGUUCCUGCUCUACUUGGAUUAAAAGGAAAUCUUGAAAUGACCUUAGCUUCAAGAUUGUCUACUGCGGUAAGUGAAUGCAUUCUGUAAUUUAUUAAUUUGACAAUGACAUCAUUAUUAAUGAACUGUAACCAUAUUACACUUGUCAAUAUUCCCCUCUGUACUGCGUACUGGAAACAGUAUGACAAGCAGACAAUAAUGUUGUAGUGGAAGGUUGAACAUGAAAAUUUCCUAAAGAGCAGCUUCUAAAAAAUAUUAUCAGAAACUGUACUAAUCAAACUAUUGUCCAUCCUCUCCCUCUAGAAAUCCACUUCAACUUCUUGAAGUGCAAGGUUGUAUUAAGUCUGAAGCCACCCCUAUUGUCCUACACAAUAAAAAAUAUUAUGGCUAAUGUGUGAAAGUGUUACUGCUUUAUUUAUAUUCAAGAUUUUGGGAAAACUGUGCUUGUAUGUAUUUGUUACCUUAAUAUUAGGGAGCUUAAGGAACCACAGUGGCGACCUUAAUGAGAAAUAAUGGCAAAAAAGCAACACCCAGUUGGUUUAGAUUGGCAAAACAACAACUUUUCAUGUGUAUCAUGCUAUUUGAGCAUUUUUUUGCUGUCAUUGCAUGACUACGACAAAGAGAAUUUAAAUAGGUAAAUUCCUCUUAGGUCUGGAUGUGUUUUUGCCUUUUUAGGCCAAUGUUGGACACAUGGAUUGUGCUAAAUCGCAGUGGAAAUUAAUAGGAGGAAAUCUUGCAUUACUUCAGGUAAUAGUAUGAGAUCAAAUUGUUCAAAGAAAACAAUGUGCAAUAUCACAAUCUUGAAAGCUUUAUCCUUGGUCUUGAAUUAUGUUGAAGUUCAGGGGGAUUGACAUCAUGUAGCAGCCACCUUUCUUUGAUUUAAAUGUAAAUUGUGGAGUUUAAUAAACAUAAUGUUUGAAAAAAGGGGAUUUCCAAGUAGUGAAAACCCACUUUGUUAGGUAUAAGAAGCGGUGUUAUAGAGUUACCAGUAAUAGUCCUUAGUUGUGAUGCUGACUGUCAAAAGCAACAAUUUAGUAAGACCAUGCAAUCACUAAUUACAUGUAUUAGCGAUUGCAUGGUUUUACCACAUUGUUGCCUAAAACAUGUUUUGUUUCAUUAAAGUUUUUGAUUUCUCUCUUUUUCUGUGACUAUUAAUAACUAUGUACUAAUUUUUUGGCCCCUCAGGCAAACAAAACCAUUUUUAAAGGGAUCAAACAGUUUGUGUAAAAUAGUUACAUUUAUCAGACCCAGGGGAGGGGCCCUUAUCUUAUUUUUAGGCUAAAGUGAAGCAAAAAGGGUUAAGGAUAUUAUUUUGAAGGCCGGGCCCUGCUCCUACGUUAGGGUUUAGAUCAGCAUCCCUCCACUUACUUGAAGAUCUGAAUCAACCCCUGUUUAUUGAUCACUAGGUGCAAGCAACAGUAGUUGGUUCCUUGGCAGCAUUCGCAGCUGUUGUCAUGGGUUGGAUUCUGGAUGGAGAAUUCAAGAUUCAUCAUGCCACCCUACUCUGUGCAAGUAGCUUAGUUACAGCGACACUAGCCAGCCUCAUUCUUGGUUCUGUGAUGGCUGCAGUGGUUGUGUUUUCUAGGAAGUGCAACAUCAAUCCUGAUAAUGUAGCCACGCCCAUUGCGGCCAGUCUUGGAGACCUCAUAACCCUGGCGCUGUUGUCUGCUAUUAGCAGAUUUCUACAUAGUUGUCUUGGUAAGUUUGAAAUAAAGAGAGUACCAUCAUUUUAUCAUCAUGAGAACUGCCUGUGAGUUUGCAAUGCAUUUUACAAAAAACAAUAACACUGUAAUGAUAUUAACUUCACCCCCAGAUAGCAGGUUUUCUGAAGUACUUGAAUUAAGGGCUUUUGUCCAAUAAGGAAGUCCACAUGGAGGACAAUAGGGGAGUAAUACCUAUUUGAUUUCAACAGACCUUGUCCUUUACAGUUGGUCUUAAAGGUACACAAUGCAGUGACAAUGGUGAACUCAUUUAAAUACACCUGAUUGGAUCAGAGAGAAAAUUUGCUGCACAUUUUCUCUCACAGUAAAAAAUAAUGAUAAAUUAUUGCAUUGUGGUUUACAAACUAAAAGGCUUUGUUGAUAUUGUUUCAUUCAAACUUGUUACAAGUUUAAUGUUUCUGUUUGCUGUAGACACUGAGGGUGGUACUCACCACUGGAUUGCACCUGUCAUCAGCUUGGGUUUCUUUAUCAUUCUUCCACUAUGGGUGUAUAUCACUCACAACAAUGCCUUCACUCACAGUGUAUUAUAUACUGGAUGGAGCCCAGUGCUCAGUGCCAUGAUUAUCAGUAGGUAAGUCAAAUUAUCAGUUGUUAGUCAAAUUGUCAUUUGUUCAUAGUUAGUUUUGCUUGAUCUCGUCAAUAAGUCGUUUGUACUGCGCUGGUAACUGUAGAAUAUGUUAUACAUGUCGCAGAGUCCCAGUCAAUUUGAUGUUUCGUCUUUUGGUGCUCCGCAAUGCAACAAUGUGAUUGUUGACGUCACCAUUCUUCGUAGCUGGUUUGUGUUCGGUCAGUCGCGUGCUUAGGUUUCUGCCGGUUUCACCAAUCAAGCAAAACUAACUACGAGAGAAUGACAAUUUGACUAACAAUAGACGACUGUUUAACUGUGACAAUAGACAGAUCGAAAUGCACCAAUUACUGAUUACGAGUCUUCAUAGCCAAUAACAUCACGGCUUAACUGACAGACGACCAAUAACAUCAUGACGUAAUUGACCAAUCAAAUCAAUAACCAGAGUAUAAUACCAUCAACUGACGUGAUACAACUCACUUUGACUCUGAAGAUGACUACCACACAGGUUGUCAAAACGUCAGUCACUGUCAACAACAACAGUCCUAUUCAGGACUACAUUCACCCAGACAAUCAAACUCAACCUACUUUUGAAAUGACUCCUGGGUUCAAACCUUUCACAGUCAAAUAUGUGAGUUAUAAAUUUAGAUUUUUGAUUUCUGUCCAGUUCAGACACCAAAGACUAAGAAUGUUGUAACGGAUGAUCCAAGACUUCUUUAAGUGCCCCCUACCUCUCUCCUUUUUUAAGCAACUGGAUUAUACUUUGUAACAACCUUAAUGGCAAAGUUUUUUUAAUUAGUCUUAGGUAUUGCUAGAUUUUUAUUCAGCCUUCUAAGAUGUAGUCAACCAUGUCUCGUUCGUCAAGCUUAGCAUGAUGAGACAAAAAUGGCAGCGUGCUAUUUACGAUGCAUAGUUUUCUGUUCAAGCCCUUGGAAAUUCAAUCCACACCCUCUCCUCUCUACCUACCCCUUCCUGCUUGUUUGCCUCUUCAAAAAUUAAUACACCUAUCUACCCCUCAGAAAGUCUGGGAACCUUUGCUGAGAACACAUUUGCUUGUGGUGUUGUUUUCAGUACUGGUGGUCUAAUUCUUGACUUUGCUGUGGACAAAUAUCAUGGAAUAGCUGUGUUCAGUCCAGUAAUAAAUGGUGUUGGUGGGAAUCUUGUAGCUGUCCAAGCAAGUCGUCUCUCCACGGGACUGCACCAGCUCGGCAAACCUGGCGAGGUGCAGGAGAAGAGCAAAUUCCAUGGCUGUAUUGACACAUUUUUUGGAUCAGGUAUGUGGAUUAAACAAAGCAGGGAUUCUUAAAGUUAAGCUUCAACUGCAGUACUUUCUCAUGGUACCCUUAACUUAGUUUGUGGUUCUAACUUUUGAAUCUGUGGUUGAAAUCCUACGGUGUGACCAUUUAAAUGAAACCUCUCCAGCAGUACUUUCUCAUGGCUCCCUUAAUUUAGUUUGUAUUUCCAGCUUUUGAGUUUCUGAACUUAAUCUAAUCCUUUCCCUUUUGUUUUAUCGCAGGACUACAUGCUCGAACAACCAGAGUGUUGCUAUUUAUGGUUAUUCCUGGUAACUUGAUAUUUUUAUACACAAUCCGUGUUCUGCAGGCAGGACAUACUACACUCACACUCCUGUUUACCUCAGUCUACUUACUGGCUGGCUUGAUUCAGGUACAUUUCUAUUUUUAUUGCCUCAGAUCUUUGACAUUUUGCUUUGAUCAACAGUGAAGGCGCUAUAUUUCUUCAUUUCCUACCGUAUGCAAAUUUUCGAGGAGUUGCUGCAUGACACGUGCAGCUCGUGCCAAAAGAGGAAACUGGAAUGGGACUUGUCCUGAAUACGAGGCUAAACGAGUAUUUUGUAGGGACUACAACGGAGAGGGUGAGGUCUGCGAAUUUUAAAGUCAGCGUCAAGAAAUUUUAUUAUCAGGCUGCUAAAGGGUUUUGUGAAGGCUAUAAAAAGACAUUUCAUCAGAUAAAGAAUUUUGCAUGCGGUCAAUUUUCGUACUUCAAAUCCGGCAAACAAAAUCUAGAUCCUAUGCAAAACGUAAAGAGGUAAAAAAAAAAGAAGUGAAAUAUAAAUGACCAGCAAAAUAGCCGAAGAGAAAAAGUAAUGCAAGGUUAGUGAAUACCAUUUAGACCCCAAAGAAUUGUUUGUAUACGAACGAGUAGCCUGUGAAUGCAGACCUAUUUCCGGUCGUCGCUUCUCUCCACCGGAAAUAGAUUCGCGUUCGUUAGCUAAGAAACGAACGGCAACCCUGUGAAAUGUUGUAAAAUAACUGACACAAAACAAUGCACAUGGUAACCAAGGCUUUACUUUGCACGUGCAGGUUGCUAUACUACUGCUGACCGCUAAUUGGUUGGUUCACUGGAUGUGGAAACGAGGCAAAGAUCCCGACAACUACUGCAUUCCGUACCUGACAGCGCUGGGUGACUUCCUCGGCACCGGUCUCCUGGCCGUGUCUUUCCAUCUUUUAUGGCUCAUAGGGGAUCGAGAUGCUGACGUUGGAGAUUAA
This is a messenger RNA of Porites lobata, 6428 nucleotides long. The record is from the annotation of a GenBank genome assembly. NCBI's taxonomy places the organism in Eukaryota, Metazoa, Cnidaria, Anthozoa, Scleractinia, Poritidae.